This is a messenger RNA of Pygoscelis adeliae (Adelie penguin), 983 nucleotides long. RefSeq names its product ribonuclease H1 (gene RNASEH1). Gene Ontology annotation, molecular function: RNA-DNA hybrid ribonuclease activity; nucleic acid binding. The transcript is spliced from 6 exons. The record is from RefSeq and is a predicted model, not a curated record. The coding region runs from base 191 to 700 and encodes 169 amino acids. NCBI's taxonomy places the organism in Eukaryota, Metazoa, Chordata, Aves, Sphenisciformes, Spheniscidae. Gene Ontology annotation, biological process: DNA replication, removal of RNA primer.
GGCACACGGUCCUCCAGCUGUAAGACAGGAAAAUGGUAGCCAGAGAGGGGAAUCGGAAAUAAACAUCUUGUGUUGCAAUACAUGCAAAAGGCCAUAUGAACAGUCUACAAGUGAAGAACAUAUUGCAAAGCGUGUAAAACAUGAUGAAGUAUACUCAGCGCCAACAGUCAGUGAAGAUAAAUUUUCAUAUAUGGGUGACUUUGCAGUCGUUUAUACAGAUGGUUGUUGCUCAGGUAAUGGACGUAAUAGGGCACGUGCUGGAAUAGGUGUCUACUGGGGACCAGGCCACCCUUUAAACACCAGUGAAAGACUUCCUGGACGGCAGACUAAUCAAAGAGCAGAAAUACAUGCAGCCUGCAAAGCAAUAGAGCAAGCAAAGAGUCAAAACAUCAAGAAACUAAUUAUCUACACUGAUAGCAAGUUCACUAUUAAUGGUAUUACCAGCUGGGUUGACAACUGGAAAACAAAUGGCUGGAGAACAAGUUCAGGAGGAAGUGUAAUAAAUAAAGAAGAUUUUGAAAGACUUGAUAAUCUAUCAAAAGGCAUAGAGAUUCAGUGGAUGCAUAUUCCUGGUCAUGCUGGCUUCCAAGGAAAUGAAGAAGCUGAUAGACUAGCAAGAGAAGGAGCUACUAAACAAAGUCCUGACGUACUGGGACUAGAGACUGUUGCAGUGGGAGGAAAAGGACCAACACCACAGUGACAACUUGAACUGCUGUAAUUGUUUCAGAGUUGAACUUUGAACUGUACUUCCUUCUGGCCUGAAGUGUUAAACAUAUACCAACUUCUGGGGAGAAAAAAACAAAUUUUCUUCUGUAGCGUUUGUUUCACAAUCGAGUCAAUGUUUAGUUGAUGAUACAGAGUGUUUGGUUUUUCUCCAUCUUACUGAAGGGCCGUGGUCAGUGUUUUUAGCUGUCUUGUAGACUUCUGAAUUCACCGUAAAGACAGGCUUCUGAAGAAGUAAUAUUAAAUCUUUAUCCUAAGUG